AUGGAGCUGGAUCCUGCACUGCCUACUCUCAACCAGACUGUGCUCAUCUCUGGGCCUGGGCCCUUUGUCCUGCUGGGAGUACCAGGAUUGGAAGCCUUGCAUGCCUGGCUCUCUGUGCCUGUAUGCCUGCUGUACGUGGCAGCUUUGGCAGGGAAUGCCCUUCUACUGGGGCUGGUGGCUGCUGACAAGGCACUUCAGGCACCUAUGUAUCAGCUGCUGGGGCUUUUGGCAGCCACUGACUUGGUUCUUGCCACAUCCACAGUGCCCAAAGCUCUGGCUGUGCUCUGGGGCCUGUCAGGUAAGAUCUCCUUUGGGGUCUGCCUAGCCCAGGUUUUUGUUGCCCAUGUGGCUUUCAUUGCUGAGUCCUCAGUGCUGCUGGCCAUGGCUGUGGACCGCUAUGUGGCCAUUUUCCAGCCAUUGCACUAUGGGGCACUGCUGACCCAGCGUGUGGUAGGUAUAGUGGCUGUAGCUGCUGUGACCCGUGGUGCCUGUGUCAUGGCACCUGCUGUUGUCCUCCUCCACAGAUUGCCUUACUGUGGCCAGCGGGCACUGCCCCACACCUACUGUGAGCACAUGGGUGUGGCUCGGCUGGCAUGUGGCGACACGCGCCCCAACAUCUGGUAUGGACUGGCCACCACGCUGCUCUCUUCAGCCCUGGACCUAGGGCUCAUAGGCACUUCCUAUGCCCGUAUUCUCCAGGCCGUCUGUCGCCUGCCAUCUCAUGGUGCCCGUCGCAAGGCCCUGGGCACCUGUGUGGCUCAUGCCAGUGUCAUCACUCUUUUCUACACACCCACCCUCUUCUCCUUCCUGGCUCACCGUUUUGGCCACCACACAGUUCCCAGCCAUAUCCACAUCCUACUGGCUAAUCUUUACGUGGUGGUCCCCCCUGCCCUUAAUCCUGUGGUCUAUGGAGUGCGUACUUGGCAGAUUGCUCAGAGGCUCAGGCACUUGCCUUUGCUCUGCUAGGCAGGGACAGUGAGGGAUGUGGGCCCUGAGUGUGCCUCCCACAGGAAUGAAUGAGCACCCUAUUUUCUCCAGGAUGUGCUCUCAGAUGACCAAACAGUGCUGCAGGAGCUG
This is a messenger RNA of Equus caballus (horse), 1077 nucleotides long. The record is from RefSeq and is a predicted model, not a curated record. NCBI's taxonomy places the organism in Eukaryota, Metazoa, Chordata, Mammalia, Perissodactyla, Equidae.